Messenger RNA from Ictalurus furcatus (blue catfish), 1447 nucleotides. RefSeq lists its product as uncharacterized. The transcript has 5 exons. Gene Ontology annotation, biological process: response to bacterium. The record is from RefSeq and is a predicted model, not a curated record. NCBI's taxonomy places the organism in Eukaryota, Metazoa, Chordata, Actinopteri, Siluriformes, Ictaluridae. The coding region runs from base 158 to 874 and encodes 238 amino acids.
CAAGAAUUCACUGUGAGCUUCACAUCUCAUUACAGCUAAUGGACCAAUCAAAUCAGUCCACAGCUUCAAAACAUCCAAUCAGGCGUGAGUCUGGACCUGCUUUUCUACUGAACUCACAAGUUCAUUACCUCACUAUCACUUUGUCUAAACAGGAACGAUGAUCACACUCUUUGUCGCGCUUUACUCUCUUUUUUCUCUCUGCACAGCUGUAACAACUUCUGACAUCAAGGAGCUUCAUGUGAAAACAGUAAAGCGUGGAGAAGAUGUAACUAUGGAGUGUAGCAUGAGCAAGGUCAAAAACAAAUAUAAUUUAGCUUGGUACAGACAGAGUUUUGGAAAAGUGCCUCAGUAUUUUGUAAGACGUUACGGGCAAAGUAAUUACACAUUUGCAGAGGGAUUUAAAGAUAGCCGCUUCAGUAUGACUGUAAAUGACCAGAAGUUUGAUCUCAACAUUAUCGGAACGAGAGAAGAUGAUGGAGGAGAAUAUUUAUGUGGAGAAGUGGAGGGAAUUACAAUAAAGUUCACAUCUGGAACACGUCUGCAAUUUGAAGGUGAAGAGAUGAAACACUGUCCUACACCUGGAACGGUUAACAACAACACAGAUUCUGUUACAGGGUCCAAUGAGGGUUCAAAGAGCAGUGAUGGAAAAGGUGAAGAGAUGAAACACUGUCCUACACCUGGAACGGUUAACAACAACACAGAUUCUGUUACAGGGUCCGAUGAGGGUUCAAAGAGCAGUGAUGGAAAAGGUUCCAGUUGUACUGAUCAGAUGCAUGUGCUGGUCUGGCUCUCCAUUUUUAGAGUUGGAGUUCUUGCCUUCAUGCUUCUUAUCUUUCCAAUAAUCCUGAUUGUUUUCAAAUUAAGAUCAAAUUAGAAAUUCAGAUACAAAUGGAAGAAAUACUGAUUUAAGGAGAAAACAGUGUGUUAGAUUUAACUAGAGCUAAUUGCUUAUAUUGUCCGUAUAUUGGAAUGAUUUUGGUCUAACUGUAAUGUGGAGGUAUUUACCAGCCGUACUUACAGCUGCAUUUAAGGGCUCCUGAGAGGCGCAGUACAAAAUCGUUCUCCCUAUUGUCUCGGGGUCUAAUCCUGAGCAUGCCACAGACAUCCGUGGUCGGAAGUCCAAGAGAGCAAAAUUGGCCGUGCUCUCUGGGAGGGAGGGACAUACUCUCUCUCCCCUGUCAAUCACGGCAACACCAGCCAAUUAUGAGCAUCUUUGGGUGUGUUAUGCUGCCCCCUGAUGGUCAGAAGUUAUAAAAGAUGCAGUUAUCUGGCUUCACGUGUCUCACAGGAAGCAUGUGAUAGCCUUCACCCUCCCUGGUUGGUAGCUGUUGUGUGACAGGGGAGACCUCACUGGAGGGCGGGAACUGGUCAUGAAUAAAUUAGGGAGAAAUUCAGGGGAAAAUGUAAAUGCACUUAAUUAAAUAAAAUCUAAAGUGAAUGUACAACG